Xiphias gladius (swordfish) is the source of this 2160-nucleotide messenger RNA. RefSeq names its product synaptotagmin VIIa (gene syt7a). Gene Ontology annotation, cellular component: synaptic vesicle; membrane; axon. The record is from RefSeq and is a predicted model, not a curated record. The transcript has 7 exons. Gene Ontology annotation, molecular function: calcium ion binding; calcium-dependent phospholipid binding; clathrin binding. Gene Ontology annotation, biological process: vesicle fusion; calcium-ion regulated exocytosis; regulation of dopamine secretion. Lineage: Eukaryota; Metazoa; Chordata; Actinopteri; Istiophoriformes; Xiphiidae. The coding region runs from base 1 to 2160 and encodes 719 amino acids.
AUGGGGAUCUCUCAUCAGACCAAAAGACCCUCAUCAGGAAGGCCUGGAAGCAGCAAAGCCUCGACCCCCACGCCACGACGCGGUCACGCGGCGCAAAACCGCUCCACGCCCGUUCGGACAGUGCACAUCCGACCACUGCCCGCACGAAACCCACCCCCACGCAAACAGCACGCUCAGACCGCGCAGACACACAAGGUGCCUAACCAUCUGACGCAGACACACAGGGCAAGCUCGCAGUCUGCACACUGCUGCCCGACGCCGCCCCAUGAGCAGUACACAGCACACAGCGAUCACUCAGGCUGCACCUUCUACUGCUAUUUCUGCUACUGCUGUUACUGCUGCUGCCUCACGUUGCUCUCUUUCUCUCUCCUCCUCCUCCUGUCUCCACUUCCCAACGCUCCUCCCUCUGCUUCCCUCUCCACUUUGUCCUCAAAUACCAUCCUUCCUCCUUCCCCCUCCCCCCCCUCGCGAUCAUCAACUUCCUGUUUGGAUGAACUUUCCUGUAUCUUACCUGACGUCAACCUGACUUCUUCUGCUGUGUCUCCCUGCUGCCCUGUGCCACCUUGUCUCAUCUCUAAUGAUUCUUUCCCUCUCUUCUACAUCUCAUCUCAUGACUUCACUACUUCUGACCAACUCACUUCCUCUUGCCACUGUUCCUCUUCUACAUCUUCUUCUUCCUCUUCCGUGACCUCUGACUCCUUCUUCCCUCCUCAUCCUCCUGUCCUCUGCCGGCCGUGGCCUUCUUCGCGCUCUCUUUCCUCCCUGCUCCUCUGCCCUCCCAGCUUUGUGGAUCCAGUCUUAUCCUAUGCAUCGACUUUGGAGCACAUCCCCUCUGGGCCGGCCCGGCCUCGGACGCUGCUACGCCAGCAGAGUCUUCAGCAGCCUCUCAUCCACCCAUCGGGCCCUGGUCUCGGCCAUCCUCCCACCACAUCCCAGAGCUUGGGACAGUUACACACUGCACCUGGACAGCCUGGGGGAGGCGGGGGUGCUGGGAGAGGAGAGGGAGGUGGCAGUGGUGGUGAGGGUGGGGGUACAGGUACACGAGGUGGUCCCCGAGUCGCAAGGGGCAGCCCAACAGGAGCAGGUGCCUCUCGCUAUAGGGGAGGUGGAGCAGGAGGGCGCUCACGUGCCAAUCCUGGCAGCUGGGAUUACAUGAUGGACCAGAUCCGGAAUCGUGGCCUGGACGUCAAGUCCUUCCUGGGCAACAAGCCAGCUAACAGCCCCAAGGGCCAACCCCCUGAUGCUGAUGGUCACUCCUCCGUAACUGACCUGGCCAACUCUCUCACCGGAGACAUGGUGAUGCUGUCUCCAGGUUCGGAGGAUGAUGAUGGUGAAGGGCCUAUCAGUGAGAAGCUAGGCCGGAUCCAGUUCAGCAUAGGUUACAGCUUCCAGAACACGACUCUCACAGUCAAAGUUCUCAGGGGCCAGGACCUCCCGGCCAAGGACUUCUCCGGCACCUCCGACCCCUUCGUCAAGAUCUACCUGCUGCCCGACAAGAAGCACAAGCUGGAAACCAAGGUCAAGAGGAAGAACCUCAACCCCCACUGGAACGAAACCUUCCUGUUUGAAGGCUUCCCUUAUGAGAAGGUGAGAGAGCGCACUCUUUACCUUCAGGUCUUGGACUACGACCGCUUCAGCAGGAAUGACCCCAUUGGAGAGGUGUCAAUCCCCCUUAACAAGGUGGAACUGGGCCAGAUAAAGACCUUCUGGAAGGAGCUCAAGCCCUGCAGUGAUGGCAGUGGGAGACGAGGAGACCUGCUGGUUUCACUCUGCUAUAAUCCCACUGCCAACACCAUCACUGUGAACAUCAUCAAAGCGCGCAAUCUCAAAGCCAUGGAUAUCGGGGGCACCUCAGAUCCCUAUGUGAAGGUGUGGCUAAUGCACAAGGACAAGCGUGUAGAGAAGAAGAAAACAGUGGUGAUGAAGCGCUGUCUGAACCCCAUUUUCAACGAGUCCUUCCCCUUCGACGUGCCCGCCCAUGUGCUGAGAGAGACCACCAUCAUCAUCACCGUUAUGGACAAAGACAGGCUCAGCCGCAACGACGUUAUCGGCAAGAUCUACCUGUCGUGGAAGAGUGGACCGGCGGAGGUGAAGCACUGGAAAGACAUGCUCGCUCGGCCACGUACUAACGUCGCCCAGUGGCACGCUCUCAAGGCCUGA